CUUCGGUGCGGGUCUUCUCUCAUUUUGCCUUUUUUCUGGCGGCGGUGUAAGAGUAAAAAAGUAUUACAAAAAUUAAUAUUUAAACUGUUGGAGAUUAAGAAAUAACCGUGAUUAUUAUUAACUUAUUGUCAAUAAUUUUUCAAAUUUUCAAUCGAUUUACAAAUCUUCUUUGAUAAAAAAAAGUGUAAUCAAUUCUCAGGAAUAAAAUUACUGAAAUGGUGGCUCACACAAUAUUACUCGAUUUUACUGUUUCUUCAAAUGUUAUCGCGGAUGUCGACAAAAGAUCCAAUCUUAAAUCUACAAUAGCAAAUGUGUUGAAUGAUUAUUUUACUGGCUUGAAGCCAUUAACUGAAGCAACUGUUGAUGAGAGUUUUAUAGUAUUGUAUACUGGACCGAAAAGUAGUUUAAUUACUGUAAGAGGAUAUCCAGAAGGAUUGAUUACAAUCAAUGUUGAGUAUUAUAAAGAGGAUGAAGAGGAAGCACUACUAUCAUUUGAGCAGUGGCGUUACUUGGAAGCUGACAUUGCCUUGGCUCUGAAUAGUCAGCGAAGCAAACGUUUGCCACCCGUAAGACGAGGAACCAUAUAUGAUCUCUAUUUAACACUAUCAGAUGAAAGAUUGUUGGAGUAUGACAUCGAUAAAUUGGUAUUUGAAGCAAGAUCACCAUAUCAAAAAGUACAAAUAGUUCAUUCAAAAUCUCUUGGUAAUUUAUUAGUAUUAGAUGAAUUACAAAAUAUGUCAGAGGCAGAUUUAAUAUACACAGAAACCCUUAUGCAACGAGGAAAAGAAAACUAUGCAGGAAAGGAAAUAGUAAUAUUGGGCGGAGGUGAUGGUGGAUUACUGUGGGAAUUGCUCAAAGAAAAACCUAAAUUUGUGAUAAUGCUUGAAAUUGACGACAUAGUUAUCAAAGCAUGUAGUCAACACAUGAGAAGUAUUUGUGGAGAUUGUUUAGACAAACGAAAAGGAGACAAUUAUAAGAUUAUAAUUGGGGAUUGUGUGGAAGCACUUGCUCAUAUGAUUGAAGAAGGUCGUCAAUUCGACUAUGUGUUUGGAGAUUUAACUGAUAUACCAAUAAGUAUGACUCCUCAUGGCGAUGCUUGGGAUUUUAUCAGAUUAAUACUCAACUCGACCAUGAAAGUAUUAAAACCAUCAGGAAAAUAUAUGACACAUGGUAAUGGAGCUUCUUGUCCUGAAGCUUUAACUAUGUUUGAAAAUGAGUUAUCUCAAUUGUCAGUACCAGUAACAUUUACAAAAGAUAGGGCAUUUAUUCCCUCUUUCUUUGAAGAUUGGAUUUUCUAUCAAGUUUCACGUAAAUGAUCUAUUAAAUAUUAACAAUAACAUAAUCAUCAUAAGAAUUAUGAUGAUAAUAACACUUUCAAGCGUAGUAGUUACUUAUUAACACAUAUUCUUUUACCAUUAUUAUGACCUCAUCAUGUCGUAUAGUAUCGAUUAAACAGUUUAUUAUUAUUCUUGUAUAGACAAUAUUGUUAUUCAAAGGUUAAAAAGUGCUUAGCAGAAAAUAAUUUUAUUUAUAAGGAAAAAAGAAACAUUUAAAUAAAUUCACGCCUUUUUUUGAAUGAAAGAAAAUAGAAACGUAUAUAUGUAUAUAUCUUAGAAGUAUUUUAAAUAAUGUUAAAAAUGCAUUAAAAAUAUUUUGAAUAAGUUACCACAAUUAAAUUGAUAUGCCAAAGUCAUCGUACUAACAGACUAUGGAUACUGAUAACCAUUUUCUUCUAAUGCUAUUAAUUUCUGUAUUCUACUGCAUAUGAUCCUGCUUUUUAUUUGAUUUGUAUUUAUAUUUCAUAGUGGAAUUGAUAUAAAUUUAAACUUGUAAGCUAAUUUUUUAAAUGAUGAAGAUAAUUAGAUCUAAAAGAUUUUAAAUGUAUUAAGAUUUGAAGAGAAUUGAUUCUAAAAAUUGUUCAGAGUAUUAAGCUCAAAUGGUAUUAAAUCUGAAAGAAGACAAAAUAAUCAAUCGCACAAUAAAGAAAAUAUUUCAAUCAAUCAAUUUUUUCUAUUUAUCUAUAUUCGUAAAUAAUAUAAUAAAUUUUACAUUACAUAAGUCGUUGAAUUUAUAUGAAAAAUGUGCAUACAAUAAAUAAUGAGUAAAUGAUGAGCCUUAUGAAACGCUAAAAAAUUUAUUACAAUUAUUUUAAUAUUACUUUUCUUUGCUUUGUGUAUUAGUACAGAUAAUCGGCAAACUCAAAUCAAUAUAAUUAAUUCGUAUAAUAUUUACAAUAAAUAAUUACAAAUAUAGACUUAAGAAAUAAUGUCUUAUGUCGGUUAUAAAAAAAACUGUCAGACUUUUUUCAUUGGUUAAAUGUUUGGCCCCACGUUUCAGGCAUUAUACAAAUAUUUAAUUAAAAAUUGUAUAUCAAUAAAUAAGGUAAUUCAAUAUUUAA
Chelonus insularis is the source of this 2398-nucleotide messenger RNA. RefSeq names its product spermine synthase (gene Sms). Gene Ontology annotation, molecular function: spermine synthase activity. Gene Ontology annotation, biological process: spermine biosynthetic process. The record is from RefSeq and is a predicted model, not a curated record. The coding region runs from base 216 to 1316 and encodes 366 amino acids. NCBI's taxonomy places the organism in Eukaryota, Metazoa, Arthropoda, Insecta, Hymenoptera, Braconidae. The transcript has 8 exons.